This is a messenger RNA of Exophiala xenobiotica, 3349 nucleotides long. RefSeq lists its product as uncharacterized. Lineage: Eukaryota; Fungi; Ascomycota; Eurotiomycetes; Chaetothyriales; Herpotrichiellaceae. The record is from RefSeq and is a predicted model, not a curated record. The transcript is spliced from 2 exons. Bases 2104 to 2763 code for a protein of 219 amino acids.
CUCGGAAAAGUUCAUCGACAAAUCAAGAUCAAUUGCAACAGCCACAUUUUGAGACCGAGCAUAUAGCGAGUCAAGACGCAUCAGUACGAGGAUCACUUCUAUAUGACCACAGCGAUCAUUCCUGCCUCUAUCAGUUGCGGCGAGCAUGGUCAUGAACGAUGAGCAAGCUUGCUGCAGAUGACAAAUCUCGAGCAAGUCUCACUGGAAACCAUGGACAUGUGCGAAAAUGACCUUCGAGGUUCUUUCAGGCCUACUGUUCUUGGUACUUUAUGGUGCCUCUGUAGAGCCCAUCAUGCCCAGACUUCUGCACAAAAUCACCAGGGACAGAAGUGUACUCUCCUUCGUACCGCCGAGAUAAGAACCUCCUCUUUUCAAGGAAGCAACAGUUGUCAGCAACACAGCCUUUGGUGCGCAUCCUCAUGCAAGUCCGCCUAUUCCGAUAUACGAUUCUUCAUUUUGUUGUAGUCUUUGAGGUGCAUCGUCACGGCUUUGCGAAACGAUUCCUCAUGAAGGCAUCCACAAUAAACGAAACGGUAUUCUUUCUGCCAGUCGAUGCUCCAAGGAGUCCUUAAGUCGACCCAACAAUCCUCUCGCAGUCGUUGUGAGUUCUUCAUGAAGACCAUGAGCUCCUCAGACUCUUCAUCUCCCGACUGGCCUUCCUCUUGCUGCUUUGAGCGCGGGCGGCUUGCCGAGCGAAGCCUAUGUGAACCAGUAUCCAUCUCUGGCUUAAGCUUCCUGAACGUGCUCAGAUGCAGCUCGGUGUUGGUGCGGUGCCAUACCCUGUACAAUUCUUCCGGUUCGAAAUUGAAGUUAUGAUUGUUGUCAUAAUGGGCCUCAAUGGGCUCAAUCUCCUCUGGGUAAGCCUGCUUAUUGCGGGAUCGGACGUCGACUUGGUACGAUACAGCGUCCCGGGCCAGCUCAGCGUUUCUUCGGUCGAGGAUGGAGGCGAGUUCUCUUAUCUCGUCUGAGUGAGCCUCGUCAUGAUGGGAUUGCGAGGAAGGCUGGACCUGAGUGUCUGAGACGAUAAAGAUUUCAGUAAAAGACACCGAUGUAAGGACAACCUUCAUCAUCGCGGUAUAUAUACCUCUGCUUCCAGGUUCUUCAUGGGUGCCUUCGAUAGCGGCCGGUCUUCCCCUUGUAUUAUUCGAGGUGGUCAUGUUGAACGAUUCUUGUUGGUUGGCCUGUCCCUAGAAGAGACGAGCAUUGCCGCUGGCUCGGUUGACAAUGUGCGACUGUCCGUCGGUGAGAUGAAUGUGUUGGACAAUCUGCGGCAUGUGUCGCUUUACCACUUGUCUGUGGUCAGGCGCUACUGCAAUUGUGCAACAAGCGCCUGCCGGUUCGACAACUCUUGGGUCUAAAAGAUGUUGAAGAGGCUUGCAAGGCGAAUGGAUCGUCUCUGGGUUGAGGUUGCCUUGACCAUUAACCGCGCCCUCUUCAGGCCUGCGCGCGGGCUUGAUUGGUGUAUUCAGCGCCCGACUCGCAUGGCAUGGGCAGGGAGGGUAGUUAAAGGCUGGCCCGCGGAGAGUGCCCCAAUAGAUUAGCGACAGCCGCCUCCUGCCUGCAAAGCCGCGGAUGCAGGCUGCAACCAACGCAGCCUUUCGUGUCAUCAGUGUCAAGGUUGAACAUUCCCCACUGCCACCUUACGGUGCAGCCAUGUUUCCUGGCAGUGCUUUGCUAAUCACAUAUUUGAAGUUGGCUGUCCGGCUCGAUGGCUGUCCAGCUAUGAGCAUUCAUCGACAUGUUCACCCUGGCGACGCGCGACGAUGGCAGAAGCCGCUGGCCUUACUCUUGGUACCGUGGCUCUUGCUUCUCUAUUUACGACUUGCAUCGAAUGCAUCGAAUAUUUCGAGCUAAGCAAGAGCUAUGAGUAUGACUACGGUUUAGCAUGCUUGAAGUUGUCUCUGCUCAAAUCUCGUCUGGACAAUUGGUGGUAUGCAACGGGCCUAUGUAGCAACGAUCACGAGGGCAGACCGCCAUCGACAGGAUGGCCACGGAAACGGGACGUGAUUCAGACAAGCCUGCAGGGUAUCGUCGAUAUUAUUAGCAACGCCGAACUUCUCAGAGAUAAGUACAGGCUUCUACCCCGCAAGUCUCGAAAGAUCAAUGGCUGUCUUUGGCGAGGCGCUCAAAAACAGGCAGCAAGUGUCAUUUCUGAUAGCAGGCCUCGUUCCUCGGAUUCGAGCCCUGGCAAGUCAUUCUUGCGACGUUCCACUACGUGGGCGAUACGACAAGCAGAGAUUUGAUGGUCUUAUAAACGACCUCGAAUUCCUCAUAUCGAACAUCGAAGCUGCAUCUCCACGAGAACCUCCUCUGACGAUUACUCCACUAGAGAUGGAUUCUCGAACCCUGACCGAGGAGCACAAAGCAGAGGUGAAAUGCCGCUCCACCGAGUCCUCCUCGACCGCACCCUUGGACAGUAUGGCCAAUCAGAGCGUCUGCAAGACCUCAAUAGCAACGAUGGCUCAACGUCAGCCACCUCAGCAAACAAUAAUCCAAGCAUCCGCGUCAACCUCUGUGAAAGCACCCUCAAAUACAUGUAUACACAGGGAGCAAGGCUACACCUGGAGCAUCAAUGAGAUGAGAGACUCCUCGGCCGUAUUCUACGGCAACGUCGGAGGUGCGCAGCUAGCGCCUGCCCCAGCAGGCCAAACCGUUCAGUUCAAAGUCGGAACGACCACUGGCCAUGCAAGAGUUAUGGGAGGAGCUAUGAACGACAGAAACUUCGACACCUUCUUCAAUGCUACAGCUCGGGACAGGAAAUGACACGACCUAAUUGCGAGACGGUCAAAUCGAAACAACAACCGUGUGUAGGGGAGCUUUUCCGGAUUAUAUAUACCUAUGAACACAAUGCCGAAGUCUGGCCUUAUACUAUGUCGCACUAUGCUGCUGGUCCAAGCAUGAAUUGUUCCUCCCAGUACGCCCCGGAGUCUACCUGACCACAUAUCGCUUUUCGGCCGUACCAAAUGGACCGAGGCUGGAAACAGGGUAAACAUCAGUCAGGGACGGCCAGUCCACGAGCAUAGGAAAAUCUAUGUCGUUUUCGAUAUGGACGAGUACGAUAAUGACCCGUCAGAACAUGGUGCUCCGUACGGCGCCGAAAGGGACAGAAUUCGCGACCCGUCAGCCUAAUGCACCAGACUGAUGGAUACUGGUCACAGUCUAGUCACGGCGAGCUGCUAGGAGGGUGACCAUGUGCAGCGCCUGCUUUCUCAUAGCCUGCCACGGUCUCUGAUGGAAUGGGAAUCGUAUAUGUUGCAUGUUGCCACCUCUCCCAUAAAUGUCUCUGUAAAUGUAGAUAAUGCUACCACUUCCAGGGUCUGCACGAUUCGCUGCAAGGCCACAAUUCUAA